Yamadazyma jaroonii is the source of this 2388-nucleotide messenger RNA. The record is from the annotation of a GenBank genome assembly. NCBI's taxonomy places the organism in Eukaryota, Fungi, Ascomycota, Pichiomycetes, Serinales, Debaryomycetaceae.
AUGAGUUCUGAUCAUUUCAGUGUAGAUAGACACGUAGAUUCUGACACCAUCUUCACCAGAGGACGGUGGGAAUUGAAACAAGGCAUCAAAGUCCGUUGGGCAACAGAAAAUGUUAAAUCGGUAGUUAAAGAAAAUGAACUUUACUCGGUGUACAGUACAAAACCCAUCAAUCAUCGUGGUGAUACUUUAAAUAAUGGGAUCAUUACCACCAGAUUACUGGGAGCUGGUGAUGAUAUUGUUAAGUUAGAAGCUUAUCAUGACAAAUCCGCUUAUAAUCAUGCUAAAGAACCCCGGUUCGAAGUUAAUACCACACCUGCUACUGCUACUGUUGAAGCUGUGACUGGUACUGCUGCCACUAAUGAAGCUUCUGCCACUGGGUAUACGGUAAAAUCCGGUAAUUUAUCAGCCAAAAUCGAUGAAAAGUUCUUUGGUAUGGAAUUUUCUGGCGAUAAACCCUUGACCAAGCUUGGUUUCAGAUCUGUGGGGUACGUGGAAGAUUCCCGAUUCCCCAAACCAGGGUUAACCGGCCAUACUCAUCAGGACUAUGUCACCAUGCAAUUACACUUAUCGGUGGGGGAGAAACUCUACGGUUUGGGUGAAAGGUACGGAGCUUUUGUUAAGAAUGGUCAACAUAUUGAGAUGUGGAACGAAGAUGGUGGUACUGCCAGUAACGUUACUUAUAAGAAUGUCCCAUUUUAUAUGUCUAAUCGCGGAUAUGGGGUUUUUGUGGAUUCAACAUCCAACGUUUCAUUUGAUUUACAAAAUGAGUGUACAAAUAGAGUUAAUAUUGUGGUUAUGGGACAAGGAAUGAGACUUUAUUUGAUCUAUGGGCCCACUCCUAAAGAGAUUCUCGCUAAAUAUGCUUCAUUGACCGGUCUUCCAGCCCUCCCACCAGCAUGGACUUUUGGUUUAUGGCUCUCAACAUCUUUCCUUACUGAUUAUGACUACGAUACCGUCAGUAAAUUCAUCACGGGGAUGAAAUCUAGAGACAUUCCUUUGACCGUUUUCCAUUUUGACUGUUUCUGGAUGAAAGGGUUCCAAUGGUGUGACUUUAAGUUCGACCCCAAGUACUUCCCUGAUGCUAAGAAGAUGUUGGGGGACCUUAAGACCAACUUCGGUGUAAAAAUUUGUGUAUGGAUCAACAGUUACAUCGGCCAAGAGUCCGACUUAUUCGAUGAAUGUGAUUCCCAAGGGUAUUUCAUCAAGAAAUCCGACGGAGCUUCGUACCAGUGUGAUUUAUGGCAAGGAGGCAUGGGUAUUAUUGACUUCACUAACCCAGAAGCAUAUAAAUGGUUCCAGAGCAAGUUAGCUCAACUUGUGGAUUUGGGAGUUGAUUGUUUCAAGACAGAUUUCGGGGAAAGAAUUCCUUCUAGGGACGUAACUUACCACGACGGUACUAACCCCGUUGGCAUGCACAAUUACUACACUUACUUAUACAACAAAUGUGUAUUUGAGGUAUUACAAGAAAAGAAAGGUGAGGACGAAGCAUGUCUUUUUGCUAGGUCCACCACUGCCGGAGGUCAAAAAUUCCCUGUUCAUUGGGGUGGUGAUUGUGAAUCCACUUUUGAAGCUAUGGCAGAAUCUUUACGUGGAGGUUUAAGUCUUAGUCUUUGUGGAUUUGGAUUCUGGUCACAUGACAUCGGUGGUUUUGAAGGGUCCCCUCAUCCUGCGGUUUAUAAAAGAUGGUGUGCAUUCGGUCUCUUAUCUUCCCAUUCAAGAUUACAUGGGUCUCAUUCGUACCGUGUACCAUGGAAUUUUGACGAUGAAAGUUCGGUAGUGUUACAAAAAUUCACCAAAUUGAAGUUAUCGUUGAUGCCAUACAUUUUUGGUGCUGCUGUAGAAGCUAGUCGUAGUGCUACGCCUGUCAUGAGACCAAUGGUCCUCGAAUUCCCCGAUGAUAAGAUCGCUCAAACUUGUGAUGGACAAUUCAUGUUGGGUGAUUGUUUAAUGGUGGCCCCGGUAUUUUCCGCCGAAGGUGAUGUUUCCUUCUACUUACCUAAGGGGAAAUGGUACGGCCUUUUAGACGGUAAAGUCAGAGACAGUCAAGGUAAAGGAGAAUGGUUUGAUGAGGUUCAUGACUUCAAAUCCUUACCAUUACUUGUUAGACCCAACUCCGUGUUCAUUAGUAGUACCACCGAUACUUCUACCCCAGUGUACGAUUACCACAAAGAUUACAUAGUGAACAUCUAUGCUGUUGAAGGUACAAAAUCAGUUGACAUUCCAGACACUUCAGGUAAGAUUGUAGCCACUGUUACGGUAACUCUGACCGCCAGUGGAUAUUCUAUCGAUGCCCCCGGUAAUUUCAGUGUUAAGGUUUUAGGUCAGGAUGUAAAAGAGUCAAUUGACGGUAUUGUUGGUAGUAGUCCCAGUGUAGUUGAAUUUGCAUAA